AAAUAAUAAUAAAUAAUAUUAUCCUCAACAACAUUAGUCGUGGAAAAAAACGACACCGUAUAGUAGCAGUAUCGUAUCAACCAACCCACCAACCAAUGCCAGCAGGUGACUCCCGAUACUCAUCGGCGCCGAUGCAAGCGGCUGACCCAGACGAAGAGGCGUCAUGGGUCUGGAACGAAAUCAAAGCCGAGGCGCGCCGCGACGCCGAAUCGGAGCCGGCGUUGGCUAGUUACUUAUACUCAACAAUACUCUCUCACUCGACUCUUGAUCGUUCACUGGCGUUUCAUCUUGGAAACAAGCUUUGUUCUUCCACUUUGCUGUCAACUCUGCUUUAUGAUCUGUUUCUUAAUACGUUUUCUGUUGACCCUGAUCUCCGGUCAGCCGCUGUUGCUGACCUACGCGCCGCCAGGUCGCGUGACCCUGCUUGUGUUUCGUUUUCGCAUUGUUUGCUUAAUUACAAAGGGUUUCUCGCUUGUCAGGCUCAUAGGGUGGCUCAUAAACUAUGGACCCAAUCCCGCAAACCACUAGCCCUGGCUCUACAAUCUCGAAUCUCUGACGUCUUCGCUGUCGACAUUCAUCCAGGUGCUAAACUCGGUAAGGGAAUACUAUUCGACCACGCAACAGGCGUUGUCGUCGGUGAGACCGCAGUUAUCGGCAACAAUGUUUCAAUUCUCCACCACGUGACGCUAGGAGGGACAGGCAAGGCUGGCGGUGACCGCCACCCGAAGAUCGGAGACGGUGUGUUGAUUGGUGCAGGCGCGACUAUUUUGGGCAAUGUAAGCAUUGGCACCGGAGCAAAGAUCGGGGCGGGAUCGGUGGUUUUGAUCAACGUGCCGCCACGAGCCACCGCGGUGGGGAAUCCAGCGAGGUUGGUUGAAGAGAAAGAGGGAUCGAAGGUCGAAGAAUGCCCGGGGACGUCUAUGGAUCAUACUUCAUUCAUAUCAGAUUGGUCUGAUUACACUAUAUGAGAUAGCAUGCCUUAAGAUUAAAUGGUACCUCAAGUUGUGUUCCAUUUUGAAAAUAUUGUAGUUUUAGUAAUAAGUUUGGGGGAUAAAUCAUAAAUGUAUCCUACCUUACAUUUUGUUCUAUUUUGAUUUAUUACUUUAUGCAGCCGUAAUCUUUUUUUUUC
Molecule: messenger RNA, 1129 nt
Organism: Helianthus annuus (common sunflower)
Lineage: Eukaryota; Viridiplantae; Streptophyta; Magnoliopsida; Asterales; Asteraceae
Product: serine acetyltransferase 5
Exons: 2
Coding region: 96-968 (290 amino acids)
Cellular component (GO): cytoplasm; cytosol
Molecular function (GO): L-serine O-acetyltransferase activity
Source: RefSeq, a predicted model, not a curated record